Messenger RNA from Mesorhabditis spiculigera, 450 nucleotides. The record is from the annotation of a GenBank genome assembly. NCBI's taxonomy places the organism in Eukaryota, Metazoa, Nematoda, Chromadorea, Rhabditida, Rhabditidae.
AUGACCACUGAACAACAUCUGCUCUUCCAAGACCAACAACUCCUCAUUAUCUUCACUGAAAAGCAGGAGGCUGACGGCUCGGCUUUGGCGGCUUUGAUGCUUAGCGGGGCCUUCGGGACCCAUUACUUCUGCCCCCCACCGGACCCUCAUCCACCCCGACAUCAUCAGAUGUUUCCACGGCUGUCCCUUGCCCUGCUUGGCCUCCUCCUUCUCAUUCUUCAAUUUUCGUCGGCAGACUUGUUAGAAGAGGAUGUGCCGCUGAGCUAUGUGAAGAAGGCGAGGCCGCAGGGGCCACUUCGAUUUGGGAAGAGGAAAGGGCCGUCAGGACCGUUGAGAUUCGGCAAACGCGGAGGCGGUCCACACUCAUCAAUGCUGUUCGAGGAACCGGCAGGGAUCCCAUUGGAUCUGUUCCUCAUCGCCAACACGUCCACCACCACCCCUCAGCCACUA